UAAACACAAAAUUCAACAUAAUUCUGACGAAUUGAGCGGGAUAUAUAAAUUCAAUUGACGAGACAUUGUACCUCAAUAAAAGUUCUUUUAUAUCUCCACCGAUAGUUCGACAUACAUACAUCAAUCAACCAUGAGAGAUUCUUACAGCAAGAGAAAGUCGCACCACGGAUCCGACGAUCGUCCUUUUAAGAAAAGCAAAGGAGGUUCCAAUGGCAAAUGGCAGACGCCCCACCACAAAGCCAAGCUUGAGGCUCUGAGAGCUAAGGGCUUGGAGCCCGGUGAUGUGGGUUUGGCGACUACUUGCGUCAAGGGCAAGGAGCGCCAGGCGUUGGACGAGUUGAUGGAUAUCUGCGAAGAGUACGGCGCCACCCUCUACAACCUCAAGACCUCCGACGACGUAGAUGAAGAGGACGCAGACGAGGACAUCGAGUCAUCUAUCAAGAAAGAAGUGCAAUCCCUAAAACCCUCUAGCAAACCCGGUGACAAGGACACCGAGGCGCCGUUUGAACCUAUCCGGUUAGGACUGGAUUGUCUGCUCUUCAUGCGAACUCAUGCUCCAGUCGAUCCCGUUGAGCUGGCUCAUCGCAUCUGCAUCGAUGCGAGGGACGGGGUGGGGAAGGAUAAGGGUGGUCGUAGAUCCCGGUUUCUCAACCGUUUUACGCCGGUUACGGCGAGUGCGAAGGCUACGGAGGCUGGGCUUGAUGAGGUUGCGAAAAAGGUGCUUGGGGAGCACUUCCGACUAGCGAGCGAUAGUGAUGAAGGUGAUGAAGGUGAGAAGGAUGGUGGAGAUGAGAAGAAGGAAGAGGAGGAGGGAAAGGAGAUAUUCCAUUCCUACGCCAUCCGACCAACCUUCCGCGCACACAAUCUCCUUAAGAGAGAGGAUGUGAUUAAGAAGGUCGCGGGAUUUAUUGACACACGUCAUAAAGUCAACCUUACAGCCCCGGACAAAGUUAUUCUCAUCGAUGUUUAUCAGUCGUUUUUCGGGAUGAGCGUUGUGGGCGGCGAUUGGGAUUCGUUGAAGCGGUAUAAUCUCCACGAGAUCCAUAUGGCAGCGCUUAAGACUAAGAGCAAACCGAUGAAGGAGGUAAAGGAGAAGGAAGGGGAGGAGGAAGUGCAGGUAGAUAAGCCAGAACCAGAACCUGCUAAGUGAGCAUGUUAGGUGGUAGGGGUUCUGGUUGUAAGAGACAUGUUGUCUACUGUUGCUUACCUAGCUUCUGUGGACGAUAUAAGAAGCUGCAAUAUGUAUCAUCGUAAGUUGAGUGGGAAUUUGAUGGUACUGGGGGAUCGAAUAGAUAACAUUAUUCCCAUCUCUUUGGCAAGACUUCGG
Molecule: messenger RNA, 1327 nt
Organism: Annulohypoxylon maeteangense
Lineage: Eukaryota; Fungi; Ascomycota; Sordariomycetes; Xylariales; Hypoxylaceae
Exons: 4
Coding region: 131-1150 (339 amino acids)
Biological process (GO): tRNA modification
Molecular function (GO): RNA binding
Source: RefSeq, a predicted model, not a curated record